AUGCCCCUCUAUCGCAUCGCUCUGCUCACCGUCAUCGUCUUAGGCUCUUACGCCUCCAUCGUGGUCUCUGUACUCAUCGUAUCAUCAUACAUGCCGCCUCUUCUCUUCGUUAUGCUCUUUUACCCUACGCAGGUUUGGUUAGGUGUGGACACACCUGGAUCAUUGAAGGUUACUGACCUGGAUGAUAUUGAUAAAGACAAACAUGAUGCAGAGGAAGAAGACAGGGUGGAUAGUGAUGAUGAGAGACAAAAGAAGAAGAAAAGAAAGAAAAGGGAAUCGGAGAAGAACUAUGUUCUUGAUGAAGAUGACUAUGAGCUUCUUCAUGAUAACAACAUCACUGGAUUUCGACAUCCAAAAGUCGUGAGUCUCUUGCUCUACAUUCAGAUGGUUCUUCAGCAAUUAUCUUUCAUUUUCUUCUUCAAUAUUUGUCUUUCAUUUUUUUAA
Molecule: messenger RNA, 444 nt
Organism: Lactuca saligna
Lineage: Eukaryota; Viridiplantae; Streptophyta; Magnoliopsida; Asterales; Asteraceae
Source: the annotation of a GenBank genome assembly